Molecule: messenger RNA, 3091 nt
Organism: Vespula pensylvanica (western yellowjacket)
Lineage: Eukaryota; Metazoa; Arthropoda; Insecta; Hymenoptera; Vespidae
Gene: nuf
Product: rab11 family-interacting protein 4B-like
Exons: 10
Coding region: 169-2019 (616 amino acids)
Biological process (GO): regulation of cytokinesis; endocytic recycling
Cellular component (GO): cleavage furrow; midbody; endocytic vesicle
Source: RefSeq, a predicted model, not a curated record
AUCUCGUUUACUUAAAGUCGUGACGCGUACAUCUUUCUUCUGCAAUUGGAAUAUAUCUCGGAAAUAUAUAUUCUACUACUCUCUUCAUCCUUGGCUUGCAUCUUCUGAAUCACCGUUAUCUUCAUCAUUAUUUCAAGGUGGAGAAUAUCGUGAUCGGAUAAACGAAGGAUGGUAAGCUCCCGUUCAUCGUCAACGGCUAUCGACGAUAAGAACGAAGAGAACGAGGAGAAGAAAAGGAGAGAAAAAGAAGAAGAAGAAGAGGAAGAAGAAGAGGAAGGUGUAAACGGUGGUAACAACGGUGAUCCGUCGUCGUCUCUGUCUACAGUAGAGGUAUUAGAUUUUGUUGGCGAAGCAACAGGCAGCGCCAUCUCGCCGAGAAAGAAACGAAACCUUAAGAGCGAGAACAAGGACGAGGGGAAGGGAAAGGGGGGAAGGAGGACGAACGCCGCCGACGACGAUCACGACGACGACGCCGAAUGGGGCCGACGGAGCAACGGCGGGCCGCCUCCCUCGCUCUCGAUGUCGUUAGACCUGCAGAAUCAUCCGAUCGGUAGCGCAAGUCCGCAAAACGACUCUGGAGAUUAUUCGAAUAUCGGUAGCGGUGGAGGCUGUGGUGAUGGUGAUGGUAGUGGUAGUAGUGGUCCCGGUCCCGGUCCCGAUUCCGGUUCAGGUUCAGUUCCAGAUCCACUUAUUACGACCGAAACUAACAACAACGCUCCUUCCUCUUGCAAUAUAAAACUCAUUGGUAAUAAUCGAGACGAAGAAGAAAGUUACGAGGGCUUUGGCUUCGGCUCCGACUUUGGCUCCAGUUCUGGUUUUGGUUCCGUCGAAGUUGAUGCUGACGGUGAACCCGAAGACGGCCGAGACGACGCCGAUUCACCUGGUGGCAGUAGCUCGGCACCCUCUCCUACCGGUAGCAAUCCUUUCGGCAGAAACCCGAGAAGUCCGAAUUCGACCAUAGGAAGGCAUUCCUGGCUUCGAACGUCGCUCAGACGAACACCUCCAUGUUCCGGGAGAAAAAGGAUCAGUUCAAAUGCAUUAGCGAGUCAGCUCUAUCGCAGCGGUAGCUUCAAUAGUUCGGGAAGAGGCUCGAACUGCGAUAAUACGGACGAUAUGUACAGCGAUGUGUCUCUUGAGGAAGACUUUAUCGAUCUCAAUCAUAGGGUCCAAAUGAUUCAGGAACAAAUGCACGUCUUGGCCGAUACGCAAUCGGUCGGUGAGGAAAGAUAUGCGAGAGUUAAACAAGAAAAUGCUACUUUGCAAGCAAGAAUAUUGAUGUUAGAAGAAGCUGCGAAAGAUGCCGAAACUAGAGCUGAAGAACGAUUACAGGCAGAACAAAGAAGGCACAGAGAAUUGGCCAGUCGUUUGGAAAGAGAAAAACAGUUACAAUUAGAAAAUUAUGCUAUUAAAUUACAAGCAAUUGAAUUAGAAAGUUCUAGUUUGAGGGAUGAAAUAGGAAGAUUACGAGAGCAACUUGAAAGAGUUAAAAACGACAAGGCCUCCCUUGAGAUAGAACUCAAAGAUUCUCAAAGCGAAGCAAAUACUGCCAGAGAAAACGAAAAACAGGCAGCAGCUAGAGCUAAUGAAGCACAUCAUAUGCUUCAAGUAGCUAAGGAGGAACUAAUAAUUAGAGCUGAUAAUCAACAGAGACUCGAAGAGCUUGAACAACAAGUGGUUCAUCUUCAAGCACGUAAUAAAAGUUUAGAAGAGACACGAGACGAGUUGCAAGCUGCUGCCGCUGUACAAGCAGGUCGAGAACUUUUAAUGUUAAAUCCUUGUAGUAACGGUACUGAAAAAGGACCUAGUCUAGCAGCCGAAUUAUUGGCUGGUAUGAAUCAAGAUCAGAUGGAUGGUCAUGCAAUUGAAGAAUAUGAACCACCAUAUAGUAUUUCGGAAUUGAAACAGGCUUUGAAAGAACAACAGGAAGUCAACGCGCAAUUAAGAGCAUAUAUUGAUGGGAUUUUAUUAAAUAUUGUUGAGAAUUAUCCACAAUUGCUUGAAGUGAAACAAGCGCACUAAUUGUGGAACAUUUAUAAAUGAUUAGAAAAUUUUGAAAUGAUCUUUGAAAAUAGAAGGCAUUGUACAUUAAAUUUCUCUUUACUAAAAUCACUGUUUAUACAUUUAUAUAAAUUAUUCUACUGUAGUUGUAUACAUAUAUGUACAAGAUGGCUCAAGUUUUUUCAAUGAAAUUUGAGUAACUUAUUCUGUAAGUGGUUCAUUCACAGAAUAUUUUGCUAUAAUUUGGGCAAGAAAAAACAACUUGAAAAGCGUGUGAUAUCCUGUACAUGUAUACACAUAUAAAAAUAAUUCGGGAAAAUAGUUUCCGUCCAUAUAAAUUUAAAACUCAGUAAUAUCUAGGUGAUGUGUGAAAUUGGAACUUCGGACUGUCAUCUUUGUCAUUUGUAUUAUUUAUUUUAUUAUAAUGGCAGGGAGAGAGUAAAUAGGUUGAAAAUGUGGCAUUAUUGUUGCCAAUUAUUUGAAACAAUGAAUGUGUAUAUUAUAUUAAGAAAGUACACAAAAGGCCUUCGUAUAUAUUAUUAUUAUUAUUAUUAUUAUUAUUAUUAUUAUUAUUAUUAUUAUCAUUAUCAUUAUCAUUAUCUUGAAAAGUUUUAUGAUAUUCUAAUCGACGAACUAUUAUCAAAGAAAAGAUGUAAUUAUUCGUUAUUGCACCUUUUUUCUUACCAUUUUGGAAAGAAUAUUUGAUAGUCAAGUAUUUAAUAAUAAUUCAAUAUGUGAUAAUGUACAGAUGAAGCGAUGUAUCGAUGAUUUAUAAAAAUAUCUUUUUUUUCACAGAAGGAUGAUACAUCGUAACGAUAAAAUGGUAAAGACCACUUUAUCUAUGAAAGAAAUACUAUUUUCGCCUUGUAAUUAAUUGUGUGAAUCGAAUUUAAUUUUUAAAUAAAUAUCAUUCGCGAGUUACCUAUAUAUAGACUUGACAAAGAGGUGAUGUAUGACUGCGUUAUGUGUCACGGCAUCUGUGAUACAAGAAAAUAGUACCUAUUAAAUUAAUAUUUAGUAUUUUCACCUAUAGAGUAUUUUAGGUCUUUAUACUGAAAGCUAUUGAAGUUGCGAAUAAAUCGUUAUAUUUUGA